Physella acuta is the source of this 2296-nucleotide messenger RNA. RefSeq names its product palmitoyltransferase ZDHHC23-like. NCBI's taxonomy places the organism in Eukaryota, Metazoa, Mollusca, Gastropoda, Physidae. Gene Ontology annotation, biological process: protein targeting to membrane; peptidyl-L-cysteine S-palmitoylation. Gene Ontology annotation, molecular function: protein-cysteine S-palmitoyltransferase activity. The record is from RefSeq and is a predicted model, not a curated record. Gene Ontology annotation, cellular component: Golgi apparatus; endoplasmic reticulum.
UACUAGUUCAAACUGCUAUGGUGUUAGGAAAUAAAUUCUGAAGGUAACCAAUGACCAAGCCUCAAAAAGACAGCUUUUCAUCCAGUGCUGGGGAAUCAUUGUGCUGCUGCGAGUAUCAAAACAUGCAUGGUGAAAAAAGCCACGUUCUUGCCUCAUGUUGUGAUUGUGAGGCGUUGGAUGAAACAUUUGAUAGAAUCUUCAAAUGUGAGAAAGUACCAGACUCCACCAUAGACCGCCUCAUCAACACCAUAUCAGACAGAUGUCGGAUCCCAUCUUGCUUCGGGGGCGGAGCCGUGCAGCUCAGGCCUGAUGUUGUGGCACCAGUUUUAAUAGUCCCGACAUGUCUCUGCCUUGCGACCCUCCAUCCUGUAAUGACGGUGGUGGUGUUCCUGUUCAUGCCCUUGUUUGUCUUAACCUUCCAUGCCCUCUGGCGCAGGCAGAAGAAAAAUCGCAGGACCUAUUUCUUUUACUACUGGGGAAUAACUUCUGUGAUAAGCUGUUACUGUGUUUUUCAGUUUUUUGUUGUGGCGUUUAGAGAAGUCCUCCUGUGGGAGAUCCUGACGGUGUUCACCUGCAUGAUGGUCAUGUUCUACUUCCUACACCUGACAAAACAAGACCCUGACAGUUUGCUUGUGGAGUACAAGUCACGUCCCAGCCAUAAGAGGACAGCAUCAAAUGACCUGUUGCUUGGGUCAGCUCACCUCUAUGACCAGGUCAAUGAUGCCAGCCUGCCACAAGGAACAGAUGAGGGAGAUUUGACCGUUGUCUCAGUUGAUAGUAGCAAGCAGCGGUCUACUGGUAACCCAGACCUACCAGCAAGGGCAGGCUACUGUAAAAUAUGUGAAGCCUACAUUGCAGUAAGAGAUCAUCAUUGCAUUUGGAUUGACAGUUGUGUUGGUGGCCCAAAUCACCGUUCAUUUCUCUUGGCCAUGAUUAUGUUCGUGUUCACUGGGCUGUACGCUGCACAUCUUACGUUCACAACAAUAUGUACCCCCAAGAUGUACUACGAUUGGUUCCUUUUGCCCAAUGACUGCCGGUGGCUUUAUGUUGAUUUUCUGACUGCCAUCUGUUUUGUAACCGCUGUCUACUGCGUGAUUGUGUCUUCCCUGAUGUGUCUUGGCCUGACGUACCAGUUCAUCUUGAUCAGCCAGAACGUCACGUCCCACGAGCUUGUCCAUUCCCACCGACAGGGCCUGACCAGGUGUGGCCUUUACGCGAGGGACAACCCCUACAACAAGGGCUUCUUGAGGAACUGGAUGGAGUUUUGGUUCCUGUCCUCACGGGCUGCAGAUUCAAGGGUUUCAUAAGUACAAUACGUUAUGAGUUCUAAGAUUUGCGUUGUUUCUAUAAGAUAAUGAGAUUAAAUUUGUGCUGUCAAGUGUAGCAGUAAUAACUUUUUAAGUAGUAAGUAAAUUUUUUGCGCUUCAAAAUUUUUGGACUAUAAGUGUAAGAAAUUAUUGCUAAAAUUAACAUUUCCUUUGCUUUAUUAUAAUCUCUUGAAUUUAACUGAUCAGGAAUAAGUGUUGGUGCAACAGUUUAAAUAUUUUUUACAUAUUUAUAAAAUUGUGCUUUAAUAUUUUUCUAAUGGUUCCUGACAUAAGAUUUUUGUAAUCAAAGUUUUAGUGCUGCACUAUGUUGUAAUUGUUUUGUAGCCUGAUCUAAACCAAGUCCUAAAUUUUGAUUUAAAAAAUUUUUCAGCAUAACAGCAGAGGAUAAUUUACUUUUUAUACAUCACAUUGUAUGUGCUUCAUCCAUGUUUAUUUUCUGGAUGUGCUCGUAGUUUGAUGGCUGCUUUUAGCAGAAAACAUUGAUUAAUCAAAUUUGAUUGAAUUUCUAAUAUAUACACAUUAAUUACAUUAUUUGAGAUGAUGACAUUAAUUAUGUAAACUACAUUUUAUAUAUAGAUUUGCCUUAUUUUUCUGAUUAAUAAAGUAAAAUAUUGAGUGUUUAAUGGAUGUGGUCAUGUUAUGUGACACAAGUCAUGGUUUAGAUGUGUUAUUCGUCCAAUGUUUAACAUAUGUGUGUUAUUGGACCAUACUUGGGUCAGUGUAUUAUUGGAGCAAAGAGAUUAAGUCUGCAAUAGCUGUGAUGUUAUCAAUAACUUUCUACCCCUGAUUGUCAUUUUCAUAUUUUUUAUUUACCAAAAUUACUUCUGGACACACAGUGUCUUAAUUAUAGUUAGUUGAUUUCAUUUUUUUUAGUUUUUUAAAUCUGCCAGUUAGGAUAUUCAUGUCAAAUCAUAAUACAAUUUAGCAACUUAAUUUUUUAAAAUCUACUUUAAGUAUGCCAGGUAAAA